AAACCACAGAAUCAGAUCCAACAGUCGUCUCCUUGUAACAAACGAGAGGAGAGGAGAGGAGGGGAGAGAGAGAGAGAGAGAGAGGGAGAGAGAGAGAAAUGGAGAAGAUAUGUGUAGCAGUGAGAGUGAGACCUCCUGUGAUGGAGGAGACCUCCAAUGGAACUUUCUGGAAGGUCGAAGACAAUCGUAUAUCUCUUCACAAAUCCCUCGGCACUCCUAUCUCUGGAGUUUCUUACGCUUUUGAUUAUGUAUUUGAUCAAGAUUCCACAAAUGAAAGGGUUUACAAGCUUCUUACCAAGGACAUUAUUCACGCUGCUGUCGAGGGUUUCAAUGGAACUGCGUUUGCAUAUGGGCAGACCAGCAGUGGCAAGACUUUCACAAUGAAUGGUUCUGCAAAUGACCCGGGAAUUAUUCACCGGGCUGUAAAAGAUAUAUUUACAAAAAUUCAAAUGACGACUGACCGGGAGUUUCUCAUUCGAGUUUCUUACAUGGAAAUUUAUAAUGAGGAAAUUAAUGAUCUUUUUGCUAUAGAGAACCAGAAAUUGCAAAUUCAUGAGAGUUUGGAGCGUGGAAUAUUUGUUGCAGGUCUAAGGGAGGAAAUUGUGAAUAGUGCUGAGCAAGUGCUUAAGCUCAUCGAAUCUGGAGAAGUUAAUCGCCAUUUUGGUGAGACAAACAUGAAUGUUCGUAGUAGUAGAUCUCACACAAUAUUUAGGAUGGUAAUUGAAAGUAAGGGAAAGGAUUCAUGUUCUGAUGACGCAAUUCGUGUUGCUGUAUUGAAUUUGGUAGAUUUAGCUGGGUCUGAACGGAUUGCUAAAACUGGAGCUGGUGGAGUACGUCUGAAGGAAGGAAAACACAUCAAUAAGAGCUUAAUGAUUCUUGGCAAUGUGAUUAACAAACUAAGUGAUGGUGCAAAGCAAAGGGGACACAUUCCUUAUCGGGAUAGUAAGCUCACUCGCAUACUUCAACCUGCUCUUGGUGGCAAUGCCAAAACUUCUAUAAUUUGCACUUUAGCACCAGAAGAGAUUCACAUAGAGGAAACGAAAGGAACCCUCCAGUUUGCUAGCAGAGCCAAGAGAAUAACAAAUUGUGUUCAAGUGAAUGAGAUUUUGACAGAUGCUGCCUUACUGAAGCGACAAAAACUGGAGAUAGAGGAUCUACGUAACAAACUUCAGGGAUCUCGAGCUGAAGUGCUGGAGCAAGAGAUCUUGAAAUUGCGGAAUGACAUGCUCAAGUAUGAGCUAGAGCGUGAGAAACUUGCUAUGGAACUGGAGGAGGAGAGGAAAUCACACAAAGCACGAGAUCAAUGCAUUAGGGAACAACAAAUGAAAAUUGACAAUCUCAAUAGUCUUGUCACCAUUUCGGAUUCCGAUAAAAAGUCUAGCCAGGAAUUCGCAAACCUCAAGGAAGAAACCAGUGAUAGUCAUAGCAUAUGCCAGGAAGAUGCUUUUAGAACCCCUUGUUUUAAGGCAGUUCCCAAUGCCUUUGUUGUGAAACGAUCAAAUUAUUGUACGCAACCUGAGUAUAGUCCUCUUCCAGAUACAUUAAGUAAUGUUGCUGAUGAAGACACAUGGUUAAAAAUGAACAAUGGCUACAAAGCAGACUUUGAUUCACUUCUGACUCCUGCAAGAAAAGUUCAGUCUUUUCCAUCCGGUGACAUCACUUCUGGUUGCUUAAUGAAAAAUUCCGAGCAAGAGAUCCAACAUCUCAAAAGACAAUUGGAACUUGCUACAAAAGAAAAAGAUGAACUCACGAGAAAUCACAUGGAACAAAUACUAUUGAAUAAACGGUUAAUGGGGGAGAUUUCAGAACUGCAACAAGAGGCACUACUAAUCCAAGAAAUUCCUCGACAACUGCUUGAGUCUGUGGCGAAUUGUAAAGAUAUAUAUAAGGACGUUUUGUCAAGUUUGCAGAGUUUUGUAACCAAUGAGAAUUCUUCAACCUCAAAGUUACUCUCUAGCACAAGCGAGAUUGGUACAAGUCUUUUCUCAACUUUGGAAAGCCAUUUCUCAAUGGUUAUAGAUGGCCAAAGAAGAUCCAGUGAGAACAAUACUGUCAUUCAAGAACAAAGCAAACUGCUUUGUGAGAGGUUGAGCAGCACAAUUACAUCCUUGGUACUAUCAGAAGCACCAAUGAAUGACAAUAAUCUGUCAAGCAAUCUACUACGCAACUGGGAAUAUAAGGACUGCACUUUGGGAGGCGAGAUUGCUUGUUUGAAGAUGAAGCUGGGUAAUGAUCUCAAUACAAUCAAGGAAAAAUACCAGAGCUUGACAAAAGAGUUGAAUACCAAUACUCAUCUUCUUGAGGAUUCUAAGGAAAGAUAUCAUAGCUUGGAGAGGGAGUUCCAUCUCUUGAAAGAAGAACGAGACUCUCUGCUCCAAACAGUUUCCAGUUCAUCUCAAACACUUGAACAAGUUACGAAUGAAAAGGAAAAGGUUUGGCAGGAUUUGAACACUGAAGUACAGAGAAGGAAAGAUCUUGAAGAAGAGAUCAAACAGUUUGGCAUUACCUUUGCAAGUCGACAGAAAUCACUGAUUUCUUUCCACAGUGACCUCAGAUCUAAACUUGAGAACUUCAAGGCACAAAAUCCAGUUUCAAUACCUAAAUCUCUUGGGUAUUAAUUAGGAUGGCUGUAUUCUAUGUAUUGAAAUCCAGGAACUUAUUUAACAUGCCUUUUUUUUGCCCUCCCGUUUCCCUUAUGUAACCCAAAUAUUAUGGCUUUGUUAAUCCCGAUUGUUGUGUAUUUAUAUGGACUGAUCUACUUAUAUAACCAAUCCAGACAUUAUUUCUUGACGCCUCAAUGUUAUUCAGAUUAUAUUCGUUUAGUUGUGAAAGAUCUUUUAGGUACACUGCAUACACAAUGACUUCACAAGGGAAUUUGGCUUUCCAAGUUUUGGAGGGAAAGUUAGUCAUUCUUAUUGAAGAUCAUACCCGAAUGGCAAGUAAACAUUUUGAUAUGGCAUUUGUUGUAAUAUUAAUGGGGGAAAAACAUAAAGCUAUUGAAAGUUUUCAAGUU
Messenger RNA from Camellia sinensis, 3013 nucleotides. NCBI's taxonomy places the organism in Eukaryota, Viridiplantae, Streptophyta, Magnoliopsida, Ericales, Theaceae. The record is from RefSeq and is a predicted model, not a curated record.